This is a messenger RNA of Monosiga brevicollis MX1, 1248 nucleotides long. RefSeq lists its product as uncharacterized. NCBI's taxonomy places the organism in Eukaryota, Choanoflagellata, Craspedida, Salpingoecidae. The coding region runs from base 1 to 1248 and encodes 415 amino acids. Gene Ontology annotation, cellular component: mitochondrion. Gene Ontology annotation, molecular function: sulfide:quinone oxidoreductase activity; FAD binding. The record is from RefSeq and is a predicted model, not a curated record. The transcript is spliced from 2 exons.
AUGGCCUCGACCUCCAUCCGACAAAAGCACUUUAAGGUGGCUGUCGUUGGUGGUGGAGCUGGUGGUCUGGCCAUUGCCUCCCACUUUAGUGAGAAGUUGGGCAAGGGCGCUGUGGGCGUCAUUGAACCCAGCACAAACCACUAUUACCAACCUGGCUGGACCCUGGUUGGUGGUGACCUCAUGGACUUCAACAAGACCGUCCGCCGCACGAGCGAUGUCAUGCCCAUCAAUGCGGAGUGGGUGCACGAUGCCGCCGCCACCUUCGCCCCGGAAGCGAACAGCCUCACCACUGCCAAAGGAGACACCAUCACCUACGACUACCUCGUCUUGGCUGCCGGCUUCCAGAUCAACUGGGACGCCAUCAAGGGCCUCAAGGAUGCUUUGGGCAAGAAUGGCGUCACCUCCAACUACCACGCCGAUCAUUGCAAGUAUACGGCCAAGGCCAUGAACGAGUUUGCCGGUGGCCAUGCCGUCUUUACCCAACCCAACAUGCCCAUCAAAUGUGCAGGUGCGCCACAGAAGGUGAUGUACAUUUUCGAGGACACGAUGCGCCGCAAUGGUCUCCGCGACAAGACGACCGUCACCUUUAUGCAGGGUAUGCCCUCCAUUUUCGCCAUUCAAAAGUACGCCAAGGCCCUCACGGAACAGUGCCAGGAACGCGACAUCAACGUCAACUUUCGGCACGUCCUCACCGAGGUGAAAGCCGACACCAAGGAAGCCGUCUUCAAGGCCGGUGAGAAGGAAGUGACCGUCAAGUACGACUUUCUGCACGUUACUCCCCAAAUGGGUGCCCCCGACUGCAUCCGCAACAGCCCCCUGGCUGCUGAAAAUGGCAUGGCCAACGUCGACAAGGAAACCAUGCAACAUCUGACCUUCCCCAACGUUUUCGCCAUUGGCGACUGCGCCAAUCUUCCCACCUCCAAGACAGCGGCCGCCGUCGCUGCGGAAGCACCUGUGGUCAAGGCGAACAUGGAGGCCGUCAUGCGCCAGGCCAACCCCACCGCUAAAUACGAUGGCUACGCCUCGUGCCCUCUGGUCAUCAGCCGAGACCGCCUCAUCCUCGCCGAGUUCUCCGCCUACACGGGUCAGCCCAUGGAGACCCUCUUUCUUGACCAGUCCAUUCCCCGCGAAUCCCUUUUCUUCCUCAAGGCCGAAGUCAUGCCCGAUCUCUACUGGGAUGCUCUGCUCAAGGGCCACUGGAACGGGCCCUCCAAUGUCCGCAAGAUCCUCAACCCAUUUAAUGCUUAA